UUCCUACAUUCGAUGUGCUAACCAAUUUGCACUUGUCAAUUCUUAUGAGGAUCGAAGGUUCUUUUUAGUAACAAUGCCUGUGCAAAUAAACCCAAAUAAAAAGAAAACCAAUCUCUCUUUCUCCUUACACUGUUCAUAAUUCGUUUACUCUUUUCCUUCUCAUGUUUCGAUUAUCAAACUGGUAGUCUGGUAAAGUGAAGAGAGUCUAAAAUUAUUGUUCUUCUCCCCUUUCUGGAUCUUGCAUCGAUCGGAUUUUAAUUUAAACAGAGAAUGGACAAUGAAAAGAAGAAGAGAAAAAACAAGAAAAAGAAGAAGCAGCAGAUUAGAACCUCAGAAGAUGAAUUGAUUGUAUCAGAAUCGACUUCUGUGGAUGAUACUCACAUGAGAAAUGGACUGAAUGAUCAAAAUCCAAUUUCUGACGCAGUAGAUCUUUCAUAUCAGCAUAUCAGUGGAACAAAAGAUGCUAAGGAGGAUACAAUUAAGCAUUUACAUGAGGAAAACAACAUACAUACACAAAGAAUGGCUGACUUAGAGUUGAAGCUUGUAGAAUAUGAGAGUGAAAAACACUCAUGGCUUCAAAAAGAGGCAGCAUUAAUGGAUAAAAUUAGAAGUUUACAAGAGGACAAGACUGCCUUGGAUUUAGAAGGGGCCAGGUUAUUAGACACAAUUGAGCUUCUAGAGAGAGAUAAAGCUUCAUUGAUUCUUAAUGAGAAAUCAAGUUGGGAGACGAUAGUGGAUAAGAACAAGGACAUCUCUAGGUUACAGGCACAGGUUGUGGAGUUGGAAGAACAAAGACGUGAUCUGUUGCAAGAAAACAAACAACUGACGGAAAACGUUGCUGAUUAUCAGUCAAAACUUCUGAACCUUGAGAGAAAAUUAUCUUCCACUUACAUGCACUCUUCAGGUCGAGUCACAAAGGAGAUGUUGAGUUCACAAGUGGAUGCAGCUCGUAUUCUGGUUGAUAAAUUGAUUACAGAAAAUGCAGAGCUUAUUGGGAAGGUGAAUGGGUUAUUUGUUGAGCUUCAAAGAGUUACGAAGACUGAACUAUCUUCAGGCGUGGAGCCUGACCAGAUGGCCAAAGAAGCGACCGGCACUGCCACUUUCAACGAUCCUGAGCCGCCCUUGAUUCUGAAUAGCGUCACAUCAAGUAAAAGUUUGGACGCAUUAGAAUCUGUUCCAAUCCACAACCAUAGCAUUGGUAGUGAUUUUGUGGACCUGGACAACGAUUUUCUGGCUUCAAAAUCUUCAAUGCCUAUGGCGGCAGGAGAAAUCGAACAAACUCCGUUGCAUGAAAUUGAAGAUAGGAACAGGGACCGAGAACUGCCAGCUACAGGGAGCGAUGAGCAAGAUGUGCUGCUUUCAGAUGCUCCUUUGAUUGGGGCUCCUUAUCGGUUGAUAUCAUUUAUGGCCAAAUAUGUAAGCGGUGCUGACCUGGUUGGCAAAAGCUGAUAGAAAUGCAAUCCUAUUUUUGGGUCAUCCAGGAGCUCAAGUCUGAGUAAUUCUUUUAUACAGGAGUUCACUUUUUACGCGAGAUAGAAAUGAAGAGAGCAAACCCCAGGUAUUUAAAAAAAAAAAAAAAAAAGCUUAAGAUGAUAGAUGACUUGUGCCAUUGAUCUUUUUAAAGGCAUUCUUUCCAAUACCUAAUUAUUGUGCGAUUCAAAAUCCACCAUUUCAUGCUCUUUGAACUUUUCAGACUCCGUCUUCAAGUAAUUUGAGCUAAUUAAUGAAAUUUCAUCUUAUAUAACC
Benincasa hispida (wax gourd) is the source of this 1746-nucleotide messenger RNA. RefSeq lists its product as uncharacterized. NCBI's taxonomy places the organism in Eukaryota, Viridiplantae, Streptophyta, Magnoliopsida, Cucurbitales, Cucurbitaceae. The record is from RefSeq and is a predicted model, not a curated record.